CUGUGUCUAACAUGGAGGCCGGGCCUGGCUCAUUUCCUCCUGCGCCGCCAUUUUGUGUCGGAGGCAUCUUGAGAGAAAGAAGUCAGAGGAGGGAAAAGAAAAGCUAUUCAGGAUAGUGGGAACACGGAGAAACGAGAAGACCGCUUGCCGCAUAGCCAGGGCGACCGUCACAAACCCGGCCAGGGCAAACCCCGCCUUACCCCCAGCGCAGCCCGGAGCGGGCGUUUUGAGCGCCAGGAGCCGCCCGUGUGCUGCUCCCGAUAGAGGUGAGAGAGCGAGGCCGCGGGGAGCCGAGUGACUGGCCGUGUGUGAGGCUGUGCCCGGGGUCCAGGCUGGGUGCCCGGGGCCCGGUGCGAUGCCACCAGCGGGGUUCGCCGUGUGCACAGUGUAAAGAUGGCGGUGCUGGAGCCUCUCCGGCCUCUGUCCGCCGCUGACCUCCGGCUGGAGAACCCACCCAGGGCCGGGCCAUUCCCGGGGAGCACAGGAGGCCCGCGCUUACCAUUGCUUUCACACUGUCUGUCUGUCUCACUCUAUAAUAAAUAUCACUGAGGGAACCGCGGGCCGGAUGGGUGAAGGGUGAGAGGGGGCUGCUGUGCCUGGCUGGAAGGCAUCUUGUAUCUGACAGGAAAGGCUAAGCAUUUGAGGCCUUCUUCCCGUACGUUUGUCUGAUAGGGAGGGAAUGUUAUCUUUAUUAGUUUUGGGGAAGUGACCUGGCUUUCUCCUGGAGAUUGUCUGGAUCCGCCUGGUGCAUGUGCGUCUUCUCCUCCAUUGCUCUCUGAAUGGUAGCAGCCUUCUUGAGGGAGGAUAUUUCUGCCAAGUGCUGGGAUUGCCCUGCAAAGGCUGCCUUCUGCCGUGUUUUACCAGGUUCAAUCUGAAGAGGGUUUUUUUUUUUUUUUUUACCUGAGUGUUUAUAUUAAAAUAGUUUGUACAAUUUGUGGGUAGUAUUAAGGACUGAUAAUGACCGCCUCAAGGCUUCUUCUGAUAGAACUUUGAGGAUUUCAGUUUUUUUUUUUUCCCUAUGUGGACCUAUGAACAAAAAAGGUUCUUAAUGUUUACAUCAGCAACGUGUGUGUGUGUGUGUAUAUAUAUAUAUAUAUAUAUAUAUAAUUUUUUUGUUUAUUUUUAUAAUUGUCAAAGAUGCCAAUCUGUUCUGAUUUUCAUGAAGUCCAAAGAACAUUUAUUUAAUAGCCCUCCUCAUUUUCUACUGAAUCUAAUGCCAACUCCUAAAGGGUCAAUCACUUAAGUGUGAAUUUACUGGAAUUAAAAAUGAAUUUCACAUUUUAGGCCUAAAAAGUCAAAAUGGAAUCAAAACUGCUAGGUAGUUAUGUUUCAAUUUUGUCUGUUUUGACCUAAAAUGUAUAUUCUUAACAGUGCAGUGCUAAAUCGAUAUUGCUCAUGGCACAACCACACACAAGUACAGUAUAUAUGCUACCCCUGGGGGAAAAGUGGUGUCACUGUUUCUAGCUCGUAAUUUUUAAUUGUGCGUGAAAUAGGCACACAAAAAAAUGAAGAUAAGCAAGCAUCUUCUGUACAAAUGCUUUUUGGACAUCAGUCAACAGAUCCAACAAAUUUUUUCUGACCUAUUUAAUAAAGAAAACACUCUAAAAUAUAUACUUUUUAAAUGUAAUAUGAUCCAGUAUUUAUUUUUACAUUCUGGGCCAACCUGUUUUGUGUUUUUAUUUUAACAUCACAGAGUAAAACGUAAUUUUUUAUUCCAAUGCUGCAACCGCCAUCUCACUACAGCCUUAUUCUCAUCUGUUGAAGUCAUCAGUGCUGGUAAUUUCUGUUCAGUCAGAUGCUUUACUGAGAAGCAUUGAGGGCACACAUCUAUUGCUGUGGAAUGUCAGCCCUGUGCUUCUCCGUGAGAAGCUAUUAGACUCUGCAAGUACAGAAAUUAAUACCUCUGUUACCUGAGUUCCAGGCAGGCUUAUGUAAAUUCUGUGCAAAAUCAGCAUCUGGUAUCCUAUCUUUCCUUCAGUUCUCUUUGCCACAAGUCAUUGUAGUUUUUGGUAAUGCUUAAAGGAUCACUAUAGGGUCAGGAACACAAACUUGUAUUCCUGACCCUAUAGUGUUAACAACACCAUCUAGCCUCCCUGGGCCCCUCAUGCCUCCAUAAAUAUAGUAAAAAUCUUACUGUAUUCAAGCCAGAAGCUGUAACUCUGCAUGCUGUUUGCCUUAAAAAAAAAAAAAAAAAGUCUGCUGACAUCAUCAGAAGUGGUAGCCUGAUCCAAUUACAGUUCUUCCCCAUAGGAUUGGCUGAGACUGACAAAGAGGCAGAUCAGGGGCAGAGCCAGCAUGAUUCAAACACAGCCCUGAAUCAGUGAAUCUCUAUGAGGAAAGUUCAGUGUCUGCAUGCAGAGGGAGGAGAUACUGAAUCACAGGAUGCUGUGCACAGUGCUGCCCUGUGCUCUGCUGACAGCAGAUCUGAGUGGAUGCCUCCAUCAACUCCGAAGUACCUCUGGUUCACUCUGAGUGACUGCAACUAGAGGUGUUCCUAGCUUUCAAUGUAAACACUGUAUUUUCUCAGAAAAUACAGUGUUUACAUGAGAGAGGCUGCAGGGAGCUAUAGUUCUCACCUGAACAACCUCAUUAAGCUGAAGUUGUUCAGGUGACUAUAGUGUCCCUUUAAAAUACCCGUUGCAUUGUUAGGGCUCUUUAUAUUUGUCAGUAGUAGUAGAACUGCUUGGUGAUCAUCAAUGUUAUCUUGCAGGGCUUUUCACCGGCUUGUAAUUGUUAAGAAAUGAGAAUUUUUAGACCAAAACAGCAGAGGAAAACUCUGAACACCGUAACAUUACUGUAGUGGUUUUAUUUAUUUUUUACGGUGCCUAAAGAUAUUGCUAAUUGCAGUGAAUGCUUACAGCUUUCACUUCCAGUUUACUACUGCAGUGAAUGUACUCCAUUCCUUUUGCCAAUGCUUCUACUCAAAUUAACUUGGUAAAAAGAAUAUCUUUAGAUUUUGUUUCUGUGUGGGAAUGAAUAUAAUUGGGAACUGUUGGAUUUAGCAGGCAUGGUAAGGUUUACUUGGUGAUUUUAAAAAAAUAAAUACAAAUUUUUAAAUGGUAUUUUUAAGCUAUUCUUGCGCAUAACUAAUUUGAUCAUAAUUGGCUUAUUUGAAGAUCACAACAGUAUGCAAUUUGUUGCAUACGAGUUCCUUUGAGAGCAAAAUAUAUUUGCAAAUGUAUAAUUGGAUUUAAAAACCCAAGAUAACACAAUGGUUUAUUCAUUGCAGUGCUUUUGCUUCUAGUGUUAUAAGCAAUUGUUGGCGGUCAGUGAUCUAUACUUUGAUUUAUUUCUUUAAAGGGUUACUCCAAGCAUCAUCAUGACUAGUUCCUGUUGGUGCUUUUUCCUGGAUAUGGGGCAAACCGUUUUGCAGUGUUUUUUCCCUCUUUCCUGGACCCUUCACAAGUGCAGAGCCUCCUCUGAGCGAGGUGACAUGCAUCUGAUUUCUGCAGAGCUGCUAGAGUCUGAUACGGUCUCGACUGUCAUUCAUUGGCUGAGGGUGUCAGCUGAUCACACUCAUCCAACAAAUUACCUUCUGUGCAUGAAAUUUGCACAGCAUUACAUUAGUGAGCCUGUGGUUCUUCUUCCGGGUUGGUUCAAGGAACACUAGUAUUAGAAACACAAACCUGCUGUAUUGUUCACCAACCCAUCUAGAUGUCCACUCCCCCUCCCAUACCCCACCCCCCUGUUGGUGGAGUUUAAAGGGUAAGUCUUCCAUAUAUCUCUUCACAAGCAACUCCUCACUGCUGCUCUGUCUCUUUGGCUGAGAUCAUCAUGUUGAUCUCAGUCAAUCCAAUGUUUCCCCACAGGGAAGCAUUAAGAUGCCAGUGUGCAUGGGCGGCCAAACGCUGCUCUAAUCAAAUGUUCUAAGUGAGAGUCAUUGGAUCUAUAACAGUUUAGCUUGGAAGCACCCCUAAUGACUGUCUUCCUGACACUAGAGGUAUAUUAAAGGACCACUCUAGGCACCCAGACCACUUCAGCUUAAUGAAGUGGUCUGGGUGCCAGGUCCCUCUAGGAUUAACCCCUUUUUUUUUAUAAACAUAGCAGUUUCAGAGAAACUGAUAUGUUUAUAAAUGGGUUAAUCCAGCCUCCAAAGCCUCUAGUGGCUGUCUCAUUGACAGCCGCUAGAGGCGCUUGCGUGCUUCUCACUGUGAAAAUCACAGUGAGAAGACGCAAGCGUCCAUAGGAAAGCAUUCAGCCGGAGAGGAGAAAGAGAGCUCCCCGCCCGGCGCUGGGAAAAAAACCCUUUCCUCGCCAUCCAGCCCGGCGGCAGGGGGACCCUGAGGGUCGGGGCACUAUAAUCAAAUGCCAGGAAAACGAGUAUGUUUUCCUGGCACUAUAGUGCUUCUUUAACCUUUAAUUAAAACAUUGCUGUAGCUGCAAAAUGUCAGUGUUCUCAUAUCCAGGGUUAAACAGAGGCAUGGCACCCAGACCACUUCAUUGAAGUGAAGAAGUCUGGGUAGUUAUAGAGACCCUUUAAUGAUGGUCAGUAACGCUGCCAUAGGAGGUUACACAUCUGACAGCAUUAUAAAAUACCUCUGUAUGUGCAGUGUUUCAAACUGAAAACACAGCACAUAUGGAUCUAAGCACCAUGACCACUUCAAAUGCUAGAGUGGUCAUGGUGCUUGAACAAACCCUUUAAUCAAAGUUUUAAUUCUUGGUCAUAUAUGAAAGGAGUUUAUGUAAAGGAGCACCAUAACCAAUGGGGAUCUCCCAGCAAAGAUGAAAAAAGUGCAAUGCUACAGCUAGGUGUUAAAAGUUGCACCCCACUGCAAAUCAUAGUAUGCUUGCUAGUGGUAAAUUUCUCUUCACCAGGGCUAAAUUUAUGCUUGCCAUUAGGUAGUUGCGAGUGGACAUUUUGAGCCCUGUCUCCAUAUUAAGUAGUGAGUGUUUGACCGGUUUGGCAACUUAACUGGGGUCUACCAGGCCCUGAUCACCACCAGCAGGGUUUAGCUCAUUGCCUGUGAGCAUUUAGCUCAUGAUCUCAACCAAUGAAUUGGGUCUGCACUGCAGGACCUAGCUCAGGAAGGUCUGCAUGUUUCAGAGAAAGGGAUGUUUGACCAUUUAGGUUGUGGUACCAUCGCAAAUCUUUAAAUGGUUCUGCAUUGAAAGUGAAAAGGCAAAUUCAUUCAAUUAAAAAUGCCUUUAAUACUUUUUUUGAUAAUUUCAUAUUCUUUUUAUACAUUCUGUUGCACACCAGUUCAACUUUAGGUAGGAAUAUUAAUAUUCUCAUAGCGGAAGUAAAUUUGUAUAAUUCGUACAGUGGGGGGGGUGGGUGUUACCCUUACGUAUGUUUAUGGAAAUGGACAAGGACCUGCGAGUCCCACAAUUAUCUGUGCCUGUGAGCCAAUAAGCCUACCCAUCAUAAGACUCUCCUAUGGACUUAUUGUUGAUUAUGUUCUUGCUGUAUAAAAGUUAUAUACAUGGCGAGACUGUUUGAUUUACGCAAAAUACGCACAAAAGAAACAACAUAUACCUCUCCCCCCCCCCAAAAAAAAAAGUACUUUUAGAAGUCUGGCCCAGAUUAUGAUCACUGGAAUGGCUUGUUUUUGUUUGUUUGUAUAUUUUUAAAGUCUUUCUGUAUCUGCGUUUGUAUUAUCAGUUAAUUAUUUUCAAGGUAGAUACCUUCAGUACCAAACAUUCACCAUCACAGCACUAGAUACUCUGUUACAUGGAAACAAUGCUUCUCCGUAUUCCAUUAGUUCUCUUAAGCUGUUCAGCAGUUUUUAAAAUAUAAUUGAAUAUUUUGUGUUAUCAAUACUACUCUAACCUCCUUCAUAUUUCCUGUUUUCUGUACUAGUUCUAAAACAUGUUACAAAGAGUUAAAAAGAUGGAAAAUGAACAGCCAUUUAGGAAGAGGAGGCCUGAUGAAAUCCCUCCUCAGCACAAGACAGAAAAUGUAAGUGCAAAUCUAAUAAAAUAUCUUGAAUUGCUGAACAGCUUAAAGUCAACAAAACAGUUGUUUCUUGUCAUAUGUGGGUAAUAUUGUUUUUUUUCGGAAGGGUGUACGGUUGAGCUACAUUUAGCAGUUGUGAAAAGUUUUUUCUUUUCUCAUUUUAAAUUGCAGGUUUGUACAUUUGUCACUUAAAAAUGCCUGGUCCUUAUUACAGGCAUGCUCUAUUGGUUUGUUUUAUUACUGUUUAGUAGAUGUACCUCAAACAAAAUAUGCAUAUUUUUUCUGCCUGUUUUCUCUGUGGUGGUGUGAAAAAAAAUACCUUACACCAGCUGAUGGCCUAUGCAAGCCAUCCCCUGUAUCAGUGGAGCAUUUCUAUGAGUAACAUCCAGGAGGCAUUUCUGCACAUGGUUUUAAGUGUCACUAUCUAUUGAAAUCGGCACUUUUAUCAACUUGAAAAAAAGACAGAUUCCAGACACACACUGCAUUUCAGCAAGCUGGAGUGCUUUGUGUCUCUAGUGUUUCUUUAAGUUCUAGUUAACAUAUGCAAAUAACUGUUAGCAUUUUUAUUGAAAACAAGAGGACAAUCUUACACUUAUUAAACAUAUUUGGGUUGUAAUAAAUAUCCGACAAUAAGCUUUAGUUAACAUUACAGCUCUUUGCAAUUAUUAUAGGAGAAAAGGGAGGAAACCGCGCCUUACAUAAAUUAUAUAUACAUACACUUGAUGUCUCUUAGUAGUUUCGGAUAAUUUAUCCUCAAAAAGAAAACAGAGAGUAUAUACAAUAGUGUAGUAUGUUAAAUAAUAUUAGGAAAAAGUGAUAAAUAAAACGGAGGUAUUUUUCACUCACAUUUGGUAGAGCUACUGUGGGAGCUCUACCAUAAUUGGCAUGGACGGUACAAUCCCCGUCUUAGGAUAAGAAGUCCAACGUCUUAGGUACUCCAAUGGUGUAGUAGUGCAGAUAAAAAUGGAAAACAAGAAACUCCAAUAGUGUAAUAGUUCCAACUCCAAGUAUAAAUGGAUAAAUAGAAAUAUAUAUAUAUACUCACAUUUACUAGAGCAGAAAACUUGCUCUAGUUUAUAAGGCUUGCAGUGGUAUCCCCACUGUAGGAUAUACAGGCCAGGAAGUAAGAUGGUGCAAAUAAAAUAUAAUAAAAUGGAAUAUAGCUUUAAAAGAUAUAUAUUUAAUAAUGUAUCAAACAGAAUAAAAUAAAAGCUAUAUAAAAAUUUUAUAUAGCUUUUAUUUUAUUCUGUUUGAUACAUUAUUAAAUAUAUAUCUUUUAAAGCUAUAUUCCAUUUUAUUAUAUUUUAUUUGCACCAUCUUACUUCCUGGCCUGUAUAUCCUACAGUGGGGAUUAUACCACUGCAAGCCUUAUAAACUAGAGCAAGUUUUCUGCUCUAGUAAAUGUGAGUAUAUAUAUUUCUAUUUAUCCAUUUAUAUUUGGAGUUGGAACUAUUACACUAUUGGAGUUUCUUGUUUUCCAUUUUUAUCUGCAUUACUACACAAUUGGAGUACCUAAGACGUUGGACUUCUGAUCCUAAGACGGGGAUUGUACCAUCCACGCCAAUUAUGGUAGAGCUCCCACAGUAGCUCUACCAAAUGUGAGUGAAAAAUACCUCCGUUUUAUUUAUCACUUUUUCCUAAUAUUAUUUAACAUACUACACUAUUGUAUAUACUCUUUCUGUUUUCUUUUUGAGGAUAAAUUAUCCGAAACUACUAAGAGACAUCAAGUGUAUGUAUAUAUAAUUUAUGUAAGGCGCGGUUUCCUCCCUUUUCUCCUAUACUACUGUUCUAACAAGGCUGGGAAUCCUUGUAUUUGUUACUGCUGCCUAUCUUAUUGUUUAUUCUUUGGAGUGAGCACCUGACACAUCUCUUCUUUUUCUCUUUGCAAUUAUUGCCUUCUUAAAUGUAGCUCAUCUGUAAUGCAUAGGUGUCCUGCUCUUCUUGAUUAUCUAAUCAACAGAAAUCACUUUAGAUUGUAGGUUUUUAAUUAGAGCCUGCAUCUGGUGUGCAAAGGCACAACCCUCUCAGGACCAAUUUGAUUCAGAAAAACAAGCUUAUCCCUUGAGACAUUACUGAUUUUCUAUUUGUAUUUCUUUUAAAGUAAUCUAUAGAUAAACCUACAAACUUUUCUGUUUUGUUUUAAUAUUCCUUAGUGUUGGAUAAAUUAUAUUUGGUUACCAAAGUUCUUUUAAAUGUAAUAAUUUUAAAAUGGCACUCACUUCUCAGGUCUUGUUUUCAAAUUAUUUUCUUGUCACUGUUUCCUUUUAUUUGAAUCUGACCUUAUUUUUUUUGUUAUAGAUUAAAAGGAAGCAUCUCUAGUGGCUUUCAGACAGCUACUAGAGGUGUGUAACCUGCAAUGUAAACCUUUCAGUUUCUCCAAAAUUAAAUUAAGUGGUCUGGGUGACCUUAGCCUUUUAAAGGGACACUACAGUCACUAGAUCUUCUACAGCAGGGGUUCUCAACCCAGUCCUCAGGAUCCCCUACCAGUCCAGGAUUUGGGGAUUACCUGGGUGUGUCUAAGGUGUUUAGAAAAAGGGAAGAAAAAAAACCCUUAGACACACCCAGGUAAUCCCUAAACCCUGGACUGGUAGGGGGUCCUUGAGGGCAAGGUUGAGAACCCCUGUUCUACAGCUUAACGUAGUGGUUCUUGUGUCUAUAGCCUUUCCCUGCAGGCUUUUUAAGGUAAACUCAGUCUUUUCAGACAAAAUCCAGUGUUUUGAUAUCAUUAAGAUUGACAGUGUCAGCCACUGAGGCGGUGAUUGCAGUAAAAAGAUAGGUAACUUAAAUUUUCUCAAUCUGAGGGGUGCCGGACAACUAAGCAGCCACUCAAGCAAUAUAGUGUUAGGAAUGCAUGUUUAUAUUCUUUAUGCUAUAGUGUUUCUUUAUUACUGAAUUAUGGUCCCUGGCUUCCCACAACCAUUGGAGGAAUGGCUAAGGCAGAGAUUACACACUUCCUUAUAGCCAAACCGAUUCAUACUUCCAUUGGCAGAAUGUGGUUGGCUGACACUCAACCAGUGAUUUCUGCCCAUUCCUGCUUAGGCUAAUACUUUUUCAUUAGUCCAUGAAGCGCCAAGGCGUUGGGUACUCUUAAGCAUUAAAAAUAUUUUGCAAGGGCACUCCAGACACUAAGUGCUAAGCUAAUGUACCAACAAUCUAUUGGUCAAAGAAUCCCACAUGGAUAAAGGAAAAUAGCAUGUCUGUUAAACUUUUUUUGGUUUGUUUUGUUUCAUUUUUUUGUGUGGCUAAUUUGACCCGUUUUCACCACAAAACGGGAUUUGUCCAUUUUCAACAGCCUAAAUUUCCGUGCAUCCCUAGUUGUUAUGGUGCCAGAAGACACUUACUUCAAGGGGUUAAACCUUUCUCGAACCAAUCAGCGGCAUUCCUGUCCGGCUGCAUUCCAUGCUUCCUAAUUCUGAAAAUUCAGAAGCCGGAUGCCGCCGGAUAGGAGUGGACAUCUUGGGGUUAAACAGUUUAAUCCCAUGAGGUAAGAGUGCCGGAGGCCUCAGGACACCAAAACAACUUUAUUUAGAUUAAGUUGUUUUGGUGCCUGGAGUGUCACUUAAAGUCCCUUAAAUGUGGAUUUCACUGAAAGCUUUUUGUGUGUAUAGAUCUAAUAUCUCUAAAAAAUUUUGAGAAAUGGCACUGUUCUUUUUGCAAUACCUGCUAUUUAACAUCUGACAUGAGCAUGCAAAGUAUGCAGAUUCUGAGUGUGCUUGCAGUAUUACUCUUUUAUAAGCAGUGUAUUGGCAUAUGGAGGCUAUAUUUAUGCAUGUAGCUAUAUCCGCAAUGCUUCUAUAUCCUAUGCAUAUACCUAUAUCCGCAAUGCUUAUCCUUGUGUUAUGUUUGUUUUAGAUGUGAACUAGUAAACUAAGGAUUUCAUUUGUGAAUGUGUUGGUUUUUGUUUUUUUUUUCAUAUUUUAAAUGUCCUCAUUCAAAAAUCUUUUUUUUUUUUUUCGCUGCAGUAUUUCUAAACAAAAUGUGCUUUAAAAUUGCCAUAAAGACAUGUAGAAUACCUUUUUGCAACCUCCUUGUCAACACUCCAUAUCUAUAUUUGUGAUACAUGUUAGCAUUCAAUUUGUCUUAUUAGACUUAACAGUGAUGACACAUCUAAGUCUUUGACUCUUUCUUCUUGAUGAUUGUCUUUUAGGUCACAAUGACAAAUGAGGAACCUCUUCCGAAGAAGGUUAGUAAAAAUAGUUUGUGGGUAUUGUUGUUUGUUUUUUUUUUUUUUGUGUAAUAGUUUUCAUUUCAAAUGCAUCAUUAUUAUUCAUUUGGAUAUUCCUUGGGUUUUUAUUUUUAUUUUUUUGUCCUUUCUGUUUGUCAUAUGUAUAUUGAAAGGUUGAACUCAAUGUUUAGUGUUAUAUUUUUUUGUUUUUUUGUUUUUACCCUUAACAGAUAUUACCAUGCAGCCAUAUUUCCUUGCUAUAAGCUAAUUUCAGAACUGCAGGGUUUUUCCUUAAACCGUUUUUGUUUAUGGUUUAAGAGGUUGCUUUUAUUUACUUGCCUGUGAUUUGUGCCAAAGUUGAAGGAACACUAUAAGCACCAAAACAGACACACACAAGCAUUGGGAUACACCUCUUAAUUAUUAAGGGCAGUUUAGAUGUUAGCUUGGAAUGUCCUAUGUCACAAAGGAAUUUAACCCCUUAAAACCGGAGGACGUACUAUUACUAUUAACCCCUUAAAACCGGAGGACGUACUAAACGCCGCAGGGCGUAAUAGUACGUCCUCUGUUUUUUUUUUUACUUAACCGGUCGCCUGCGAUUCCACACCGGCGAUCGCGGUUGGGGAGACUCACCUGCGAGGACCUCACAGUCACAUGGCCGGGUUAGCUGGCUGCUGCAUUGCCAGCAGGGGGACUGCCUGUAAUGACAGUCCCCCUGCUGGCUGAAAAUCAAAAAAAUUAAAGUUAAAAUAAGUGUUAAAAAAAUAUAUAUAUAUAUAUAUAUAUAUAUAUAUAUAUAUAUAUAUAUAUAUAUAUAUAUAUAUAUAUAUUUUUUUUUUUUUUUUUUUAACACUUAUUUUAACUUUAAUUUUUUUGUUUUACUCGGGAGACUUCGCUGAACACAAAUAUUAGUGUUUCAAAACAGUAAAAUGUAUUACAACGAUGAUAUAGCCAAUAAAAGUGAAUUUUUUUUUUGCAUUUUUCACACACAAACAGCACUUACACGGACAAUAUUAUUGCUGUGAUACUUUUUACUGUUUUGAAACACAAAUAUUUGUGUUCAGCAAAGUCUCCAGAGUACAACAGUACCCCUCUUGUACAGGGUUUAUGGUGUUUUCAAAAGUUACAGCGUCAAAUAUAAGGCUUGUUUCUGUUUUUUCACAUUGAAAUUCGCCAGAUUGGUUACGUUGCCUUUGAGACCCUAUGGAAGCCCAAGAAUGAAAAUUACCCCUAUGAUGGUAUACCAUUUGCAAUAGUAGACAACCCAAGGUAUUGCAAAUGUGGUAUGUCCAGUCUUUUUUAGUAGCCACUUAGUCACAAACACUGGCCAAAAUUGGCGUUUUUUGCAUUUUUCACGCACAAACAAAUAUUAACAAUAACUUUGGCCAGUGUUUGUGACCAAAUGGCUACUAAAAAAGACUGGUCAUAUACCCCAUUUGCAAUACCUUGGGUUGUCUACUAUUACAAAUGGUAUGCCAUUAUGGGUGUAAAUUUCAUUCCUGGGCUACUAUACAGUCUCAAAGGCAACGUAACCAAUCUGGCGAAUUUCAAAUGUAACGUAAUGUGCUAUAUUUGACCCUGUAACUUCCCAAAACACCAUAAAACCUGUACAUAGGGGUAACUGUUUUACACGUGAGACUUUGCUGAAUACAAAUGUGUAUUUUAUUGCAGUAAAAGCAAACAGUAUUAUGACAUUGACAGUUAAAAUGUCAUGUAGAACUAAACUAAAAUUUAUUUUCUCAAUUUUUUUUCAUAUUAAAUUGUUUCAUACCUAAAUAUUUGAUACUAAAUGAAAGCUCUGUUUCCCCUGAAUAAAAUGAUAUAUAAUAAGUGUGGGUGCAUUUAAUAUGAAAGAGGUGAAUUACGGUGGGACAGACGUAGCGCAAAUGCCAGGUUUUGUUUACGUUUUGUUUUGUACACAACGUGUACAUUUGACUCAGUCGGGGGUUAAGCUGAAACUUGUGGUUUGUUUUUAUUUAGGUCCGGCUCAGUGAUGCAGACUUUAAAGUUUUAACCAGGGAUGAACUUUUUUUGAGGUAAAGUAUCUAUAUACAUUGACACCUUGCUAGAUCUAAAAAUCAAUUUGCCUGGAGAAGGAAGCUCAAUGUGUCACCAUACAGUGAUCAUACUUGGUGUACAUGUGGAAAAGACAAGACAAAAAGAAUACUGCCACCUGUGAUCAACAGUUAAGAUAACGGAUGUUUGAGAUUCUUAAAGGGAUUUUAGAACUUUGAUUGCAGAGUUCAUAAGUCUUUACAUUUAGUUAUAUGGUUUGGACAGUAAAAUAGAAAACAUUAAUUUAGUGGUAUGCUGCUCACGAUCUCUGAAUUUUUUUUGUGUUGUGCAUGUUAGAUUACUCCAAAUGACACGGUUUUAUUUAAAACAUUUUCAUUGAAGGCAAUGUUAAUUUCCACUGUCUGAUACUUAGCUUAAUGCAUAAAAGUGCUUUAAUGUUUAUUGCACUUAUAUUUUGUAAACAUGAUUCCUAGACUUAACUGUUUCUGACUUAUCCAACACUAUUCAGAUAAAGUAGUUUUAUACUCUUUAUACCUCCCUCUUAUUGGUUGUCAUACUUAUAUUUGGCUUUAUUAAAGGGUAACCAAAACAAGCCUAAAUUUUAAGUAUGUAUUUACGUGGUCUAAAAAAGAAAAUUAAAUAUAUUAACCCAUCCUACUUUACCGUGUAGAUGGACACCUCUUUUUCUGCUCCCUGCCAAUGCUUAUUAUAAGCUCUGGUAGUUGACAUAAAGAGAAUGAAAAUGAUUCCUUUUAUCGUUGUGCGCAUUGUAUGUUUCAGCUGUGCCAGGACGACCUGGAUUGUCACCAUUUUUAUUUUUUUCUAAAUCUUUAAUAAACAUUUUAAAAUAAGACAAACAUGAACAAUUGUUAAAACAAGUUAUAAACAAUAGUCCAUGUUUUACGUACUGAUGAAACUUCCCUUUUUAAAGUGGAGCAGCAACCAGAAAGUGUUUAGUAUAGUUAUCCUGGCAAUGCUCACUGAGAGAGACUGCUAGUUUUUAGAAUCUCUCACACUGUAUAUUAAAGGAGCAUUAUAGGAUCAGGAACACAAACAUGUAUUCCUGACCCUAUUGUGUUAAAACCACCAUCUGGUCCCCUCUUGCCUCCAUAAAUAUGGAAAAUCUUAUUUCUAUUCAAGUCUGCAGCUCCUGGUUCUGCCGUGUCUGCUGACAUCAGAAGUGGUGGUCUGAGCCAAUCACAAUGCUUUCCCAUAGGAUUGGCUAAGACUGUCAAGGAUGCAGAUCAGAGGCAGAGCCAGCACAAGUCAAACACAGCCCUGGCCAAUCAGCAUCUACUCCUAGAGAUGAAUUUAAUCAAUGCAAGCAAUGUGGAAAGUUCAGUACCUGCAUGCAGAGGGUGGAGACCCUGAAUGGCAGUGAUCCUUACUCUGCCCAAGGAAGCACCUCUAGCAGCCACCCGAGGAGUGGCCUGUGGAGUUAUCACUAGGCUGUAAUGUAAACACUGUGGUUUUUCUCUGAUAAGACAGUGUUUACAGCAAAAAGCCUGAAGGGAAUGAUUCUACUCACCAGAACAAAUGCAAUAAGCUGUAGUUGUUCGGGUGACUAUAAUGUCCCUAAAUACAUAUUUAUGACAGAAAACACUCUGGAUGGUACAGUAAAGUAUCAUUUGAACUAUACAAACCUCAGACUUACAUCUUCACUAGCAUAGAACUUUCUCAUAAGUUUGAAGUUUCAUACAGUUUUUUUUUUUUUUUACUGCAGUACACAUUCACCAAGGCUGUGCAAGUCCUGUGUUUUGUUGGGGUUUUUAUGGGGGGGUGGUAGGGGGGAGGAGACCUAUGCAACCUUAUUCCUAUUUAACAUUUAUUUAUAGCUAAUAAAUGAAAGGGAUCUUUAAAAUUUAAAGGGUGCACUGUAGGCACUCAGACCACUGCAGUGUCCCUGUUCCCUUAGUAGUGGUUACCUUUCAGGACUAAGACUGCCUAAAGUGUCAAUGAGACAGCCAGAAGAGGCACUUCCUUGUGGCUAGGCGACUUGCCUGCAUCACUAACGCUGUGACGUCCUCACACUCUGCAUAAGGACAUCCAGUGUCGGUUAAAUCUCCAAAGGAAAGCAUUAAAGCAAUGCUUUCCCAUGAGGAGCAACUCAUUUUUAAAAAAUAUAUUAUUUUCACAGUUUGUAAAUUUAAUGAAACAAACACUCCAAGGACUAUUACAACUACAACGUGCUGUAGUGGUUACAGUACCCUGGCUGCUUCCCAGGUAAAACAAUUUAUGCAUGGUUCUGACAACUUACCUGGGGUCCACUAGACUCCAGCCAGAGCAUUCAGGACAGCCAUUGGCUAAGUUAUGAGCCGGUGAAGUGGCACCUGCGACUGUCCACUUAAUUUUUCCUCUCCCCGUCUCCCCCUCUCUCAUUCAUCAGAAGUGGUGGUCUGAGCCAAUCACAAUGCUUUCCCAUAGGAUUGGCUAAGACUGUCAAGGAUAUAUAUCCUAGAGAUCAAUCUUGUAGUUAUGACCCUAAGACUCUGCAGUAGCUAUAUCCCUAGUUAGUGUUAAGCCAUUUGAAUGCUUUGAUUAAAAACCAGGGCUUUCUCACCACCUAAAAUAACUACCCAUCUACUGCUGGUCAGCUAAUAUGUACAUUUAGUUUCCACAUUUAACAGGUAAUGCAGAAUUUCUUACCCAGCUGCUGCAAAAUGGCCAGGUUUUUGUCACAGGGAGAGUCACCAUGUUAUUUAAACUCCUGAAAUGAUUUCAAGAUAACCAAGGAGACUGCACCUAUCGAUUGUUUGCACUAUAACCACUACAGUGAACUGCAAUAGUUAGGGGACUAGAGGCUCUCCUUAAAAUCCAUUGGAGCAAUAUAAAUAUAAAAGGAUUCACUAGUGGAGUUGGUAUUCUAUUACAAUAGUUUGUUUUUUGUUUUUUUACCCUUGUGACUGCUACAGACUUUGACUCACCUUGACACUGGGAAAACUAAUCUAAUCACAGUGUUUUGCAAUAUGUGUUUUAAAGGGACACUAUAGCCACCAGAACUACUACAGCUUAUUGUAGAAUCAUUCCCUUCUGGCUCUUUGCAGUAAACACUGCCUUUUCAGAAAAAAUGCAGUGUUUAUAUUGCAGCCUAGUGAUACCUCCACUGGCCAUUUGUCACAUGUCUGCUAGAGUUGCUAUCUGGGGCAGUGCUGCACUCUCUGCGUGAACACACUGAACUUUCCUCAUAGAGAUUCAUUGAUUCAGUAUAUCUCUAUAAGAAGAUGCUGAUUUGCCAGGGCUGUGUUUGACUUGUGCUGGCUCUGCCUCUGAUCUGUCUCCUUGACAGUUUCAGCCAAUCCUACGGGAAAGCAUUGUGAUUGGCUCAGAGAGUCUCUUAUGAUUUUGUCAGCCAAGCAGGCAUAUCAGGGGCAGAGCCAGCAGCUGCAGACUUGAAUAGAAGUAAGAUUUUACUAUAUUUAGGCAGGCCAGGAGGGCUAGGUGGUGGUUUUAACACUGGGGUCAGAAAUACACGUUUGUGUUCCUGACCCUAUAAUGUGCCUUUAAUGACCAUUGUCUAUUUCUUUUAACAAAUUGGUCACUAAGCUGUCAGAGAAGUCUGCUUAUCAGAGAGAAUAUUGUGCAAUGACUUCACAUUAAAGAGGCACUGUCAUUUUUAUCUGUUUCAUAUCUUCCGCUAUGUCGCUUGAUUUUUCUCCCUCCCCUUAAAAUCCACGAACUGACAUUUUGUUCUCUCUUGCCCAUUAUGCCUGAUUUUUACCCUUAUGCCGGAUUGACUUAUGGAUUGUGAGUAAACCUUUCUUGAAGCAGCACUGUCACGCUGAACUUACCUUUAUCCUAUUGUUUCCUCUUCUUUUCCUCUCAGAAUCUUUUUCUUUUUUUUUUUCUGGUCUUUUUCUCUUAAAAACAUAAGAUAAAGUGGUGCCUACAACAUUCUCUGACACAAGGAGGAGCUGAAGUUGGCUCCAUUUCAUGUGUCAAGGUGUAGGCUUAGUUCUUUCUCUGACCCAGGAAAUGGAAAUGACUUCAACUCCUCCUUGUGUCAGACGUGGGAAAAUAUAUAUAAGACAAAGUAGACACUCCUUUGUCUUAUGUUUUAAAGAAAACUAGAUUCGAAAAGAACAGAUUCUAAGAGAGGAAACAAUAGGAGAAAGGUAAGAUCGGUGUGACUCUGCCGCUUUAAGCUCAGCCCGUCAACUUGACUGUACACAUAAAAAGUUGUCCUUGGGUCCCCCCCCCUCUCCUUUCUUUAUUUUCUUUUUCAAUUGUCUUUUAUGAAAAUGACAGAAUGCAGAUUAAAGUUUAAUUUUGUUGACAUUAUAAGAUUUACAUGGGGUAUUUACAAAAUUAAUUUAAGUGUAUGUUUGGACCACAAAGUACAAGGAGUUCUAUUCUUUGUAAGCAGAAUAAAUCCUUAUGCUGAUGUCAACAGUGACAUCCGUUGAUUGUAUCCUUCUGGUUAGCAUUGGGUUGCUGCUGAGUUUCAGUUUGCUUUAGGCUGAAUUUGGUUUAGAAUUCUAAAAUCUGGCUAUGGUUAACAUGUGAGGCGUCAUGUCCUCAGGGUAGUAUCCGUAUCUCAAAUAUGGGUUCUUUACUGUAGUGGGACACAUGAGGCUUGUGAAAUUAAUGAAAACAAAGAUUUUUAAAAACACAAAAAAUAUAACAAGCAAAUGGUAAAGAAAUGGUUGAAUUAUCAAAACUCACUUGUGAAAAAAUUGUAUGUAUAUACACCUAAACCGAAAAUUCUGGUUGAGUGACCACACCUGAAUGCCAGGAAGGCCAUAGUCAUGAAUGCCCAUCUUGAAAAACACCUUUUUGUUAACGAAUUAACUAAAAACUUUUGGGGUGUGUUUAUUUUUUUUUCCUUCUUCUUCUUUAUAGGUGGAAGCAGUAUGAAGCUUAUGUGCAAGCUUUGGAGAACAAGUACAGUGACCUGAAUUGUAAGUAUAUAGAUGGUUUCAGAAUAAUUAGUGAUGGUUUCUGUUUAGGAAAAGGUUUUAUUAUUAUUAUUAUUAUUAUAUUUAUAUAGCGCCAUCAAAAUCCGCAGCGCUUUACCAUAAAGAAGUAGCCAUGUUUAGUAAAUGUCUUAGUUUAUCGAAUAUUAAUGUAAUACAUUUUCUGUACCUAUCCUUUGACUAGGCGAGUUUGUAGCUAAAUGUAUAUGUAUAACUGGCUAAAGCUUUAUGAAAUUGAAAACUCACCUUAAUUAACAUUAUUUUUCUUUAGCCAAUGAUGUGACUGGACUGCGAGAGUCUGAGGAAAAGCUGAAACAGCAGCAGCAAGAGUCUGCUCGAAGGGAGAAUAUAUUAGUAAUGAGAUUGGCUACAAAGGAGCAAGAAAUGCAGGAGUGCACGGUAUGUUUUUUUGGGAGGUGGGGGGAAGGUUUGCAACACAUGUCGUGCAGUUUUGUUUCCAGGCAUGUGUUGGGUUCCACAAAAGUAAACUCUCUGUGGCGCUCACAAUAUUUUUAGCUCUCUCCAGAGUGAAGAAAGUCAUGUUCAGGUUGAAUCACAAUUUUUUGACCAUUAGGAACAAUUACUGAUAAAAACUCCGCAGACAAUCUGAAAAAGGAUUUUUAAUAGCAUAGCAAUUUACAUUUCAGUGUUUUAGUUGUUCAGUCAAGAUGAAAUGGUGUUCUCUAAGUGUUUGAUGGAGAAUGCCCACAAUGACUCCUGGUGAAUUUAGGGGUCUUUAAUCAAAUUUGCAAAAGAACACACACCCUGAUCAUUUUUUUUUCCUGUGUAGGCAGUGUUUAAAGUGCUACUAGACUGGGGGGGGGGAGGGGGAUCUAUUAAUUUCCAGGUUUCCAUAUUCUCCAUAACUUUGUCUGCUAGUAAAUAUAAUGUUCUUAAGUAUGAAAAGUUAGACUCUAGUGGGCUUACCUAAUUAUUGAAAAUAUUUACUUUGCUAUAAUUUUUAUUCAUUCAUUAUACAAGAUCUUUCCACCAACUCGAGAUGGAGUGUAGGUACUUUGGAAAAGUGUUUUUGCCUUUUUGCUCCUAAUGAUAUGAUUUGUCCAAGCCUAUAUAGAAUAUCAGCAAGGUUGGAUGGGAACUAUGUAUGCGUGUGAAAGUUUGUCCCCUUCCAACUAUAUUGUGUUAAGUUUUAAGGGGCUUUCUAAGCAAUAUAACCACUGCUACUCAUUGUUUUUUUCUUUAGAUGCCAUCCCCUGUUUUUAUGUUAAGCUGUUUUUAGCACUUGCAGCCCGUGGAUGCUCGCAAAGAUUGGCCAAUAGUGUGAGUGGUCGCACAGUGUCCUGGCUUUGUUUCCUUGCAUAGCACUGGUUUUUUUUUUUUUUUUUUUGGUUUUUUUUUUUUUGUUAAACCUUUCCAAAGCAGCUUGACAGAAACAGCUAUGUGGUCAGAAUAAUGCCAGCCCAUCGUUAUUUGCAGAAGCGCUGAACGUUCCUCAUUUAAUGCAUCUCUGAGUAGAUGCUGAUUGGUGCAGAGAGGCAGCCUCCCAAUGCUUGGCUGAUAUAAUAAAGUUUGAUCUCAGCCAAGGGGGUGGAGCCAGUCAUGAAGGUCAGUGCUGGAAAAAGGUGGGUAGAAUCACCUUUUGACCAGGGGCUGGAGCCUAAAUUGUUAUUUUAGAACUAGUGUUUGUAUUCCUGACACUAUAGUGUUCCUUUAAGUAUCAGUACUUUUUUUUGUUUUAAAAAAGUAUGAGUUGGUUAAACAUUUGUACACAAACACGAACUACAAAGUACUUUAAAAUCAUGUUCCCUAUUAUCAUUACAGGAACUCUGUACUAAACACAUACGUACUUUACCUAUAUUUUUGAGAGUAGCAUACCUUUGAUGCCAAUCUGUCAUUUUUGAUAAUAUUUUUCCAUAUAUCAACCAGUUCUGCGUUCAGUAAAGCAAUAAUUCUCUAUGGCAGGGUUAGGCAACCUUUGGCAAUCCAGAUGUUUUGGACUACAUCACCCAUAAUACUCUUACAUCCAUAAUGCUGUAAAAGCAUCAGGGACAUGUUUUACAACAUCUGGCAUGUUGAAGGUUGCCUACUAUUGCCAUGUUGCAAACCAAUAACGCACAGUAUGCAAACAGAAAUGCCCUGGUUUAACAUUUAGCAUCCAAUAGAAUGCAUCUUCCCCCAAAAAAAAAUCAGAAUAUUAGCACUACGUUCUCCCAGCAACUUGACAUGGUUGACCAAGGAAUAGUGGUAAAAGUUCUGGAAUUAAAAAAAAAAAACUUUUGGUUACCAACAUAACUUAGAGGGACCCUCUCUUAUUAAAGCAGAUUUCAAUUGGCACUUUUUAAAUUAGCCCCAAAAUAUUUUCUUUUGGGAAAUGAGAAAUGAUUGUGAAGAAAAACACAGCAAGAAUGAGAAGCUAAAAUGUAUCAAACGCACUUAAAUUAUGUUGUUACCCAGAGUAAGACUGGAAUGUUGGUUUUUAUUUUUAUACGCACCAGUAAAAGAAUAAGUAGUGAAUGCUAAAUGCCAGGAUUGGCAGACACUUGCAAAGUAUAGACAGUCUUUCCAGAAUCCUUUGCGAAGAUGUGAUCUGUAAGAUACUGGUAUCUGUAUUCCCUGCAGCUUGGUCAUAGGAAUCAUAAAGCCAUGCUUGGUAAAAGAGACCUAAGUAUAUGUUCCUGUCUCCCCUCUUUCUCCAGUCUUUAGCCUCUGCCUCCCAACAGCUCAGCUCACUUUGCCCUCAGUGGCUCAUUACCUACUGAGAAGUAGAGGCCAGUCAGAAACACAGACAGGGUUAUUCGUAGUAAUCUUCAAAUUUAAAGGGAUGCUAUAGUGUUAGGAAUACAAAAUUGUGUUCCUAACACCAUAGUGCCCUUUGGUCAUCUGUUACAUAAAGAGUUAAAUAACCCCUUAAUUACUCAACUGUUUUCAGUGCCGAUGUCACAUGGUGCUCCUCACCAGAUGUCGCCUGUUGGGGGAACCAAAGGCGUAAGCGCUGUGAGUGCAUUAGGCCCUACAUUGAAUGCAAUGAUUUCACUCAUGCUUGAUGUCCUCAUGCAGAGUGUUUGGACAUCCAGCGUCACUUAGGUAACCUAAAAUCUGGUAAACGUCUGGAAGCUCCUCUAGUGGCUGUCUCAGAUUCUGGUUGUUUUACAUUGCAGGACUAAGUGGGACAGGGACAUUGCACCCAGACCACUUCAAAUAUCUGAAGUGGUCUGAGUUCCUAUAGUGUCCCUUUCAGACCUAAAUAACAGAACUAUAAAAAUUCUCUAGUUAGCUAUUCUUCCAGUUUGCCUGCUUUGGCCUUAAAGGGUUACUCCAAGCACCAUUAUCACUUACCGUAUAUACUCGAGUAUAAGCAGAGUUUUUCAGCACAUAUUUUUUUUUUUUUUUAUAUGCUGAAAAAGCCCCCCUAUGUUUAUACUCAAGUCAGGGUCUGUAUUAUGGCAACUUACAUUCACUGCACGCGCACACCCUGCAUUCACGCACGCGCACACCCUCACUCUGCAUGCACGCGCACACACACUCACUCACUCUGCAUGCACGCGCACACCCUCACUCUGCAUGCACGCGCACACACACUCACUCACUCUGCAUGCACGCGCACACACACUCACUCACUCUGCAUGCACGCGCACACACACACACUCACUCUGCAUGCACGCGCACACACACUCACUCACUCUGCAUGCGCGCGCGCUCACUCACUCUGCAUGCACGCGCGCGCACACACUCACUCUGCAUGCACGCACACACACUCACUCACUCACUCUGCAUGCACGCGCACACACACUCACUCUGCAUGCACGCGCACACACACUCACUCACUCUGCAUGCACGCGCACACACACUCACUCACUCUGCAUGCACGCGCACACACACUCACUCACUCUGCAUGCACGCACACACACUCACUCACUCACUCUGCAUGCACGCACACACACUCACUCACUCACUCUGCAUGCACGCACACACUCACUCUGCAUGCACGCACACACACUCACUCUGCACGCACACUCACUCACUCUGCACGCACGCACACUCACUCUGCACGCACACGCACUCACUCUGCACGCACACGCACUCACUCUGCACGCACACGCACUCACUCACUCUUGCACUCAUUAUAUAUACACACGCACACUCUGCAUUCAUUAUAUAUACACACGCACACUCUGCACUCAUUAUAUAUACACACGCGCACUCUGCACUCAUUAUAUAUACACACGCGCACUCUGCACUCAUUAUAUAUACACACGCACACUCUGCAUUCAUUAUAUAUACACACGCACACUCUGCAUUCAUUAUAUAUACACACGCGCACUCUGCACUCAUUAUAUAUAUACACACGCGCACUCUGCACUCAUUAUAUAUACACACGCGCACUCUGCACUCAUUAUAUAUACACACGCACACUCUGCACUCAUUAUAUAUACACACGCACACUCUGCAUUCAUUAUAUAUACACACGCGCACUCUGCACUCAUUAUAUAUACACACGCGCACUCUGCACUCAUUAUAUAUACACACGCACACUCUGCACUCAUUAUAUAUACACACGCACACUCUGCACUCAUUAUAUAUACACACGCACACUCUGCACUCAUUAUAUAUACACACGCACACUCUGCAUUCAUUAUAUAUACACACGCACACUCUGCAUUCAUUAUAUACACACACUGUAAAUAAACAAUUAAUGUAAUUUUAUUGGGAUUUAAUUUUAUUUAGAAAUUUACCAGUAGCUGCUGCAUUUCCCACCCUAGGCUUAUACUCGAGUCAAUAAGUAUUCCCAGGUUUUUGUGGUAAAAUUAGGUGGGUCGGCUUAUACUAGAGUAUAUACGGUAAGUGAUUUGAAGUGGUCAUGGUGCCUGGAGUCUGUUUGAGUAGCAUUUCACUUUGGAGAUAUAAACCCCUCUGCUGCCUGUGCUGUAAUUCCAUCUCCAGAAGCUUCAUAGGUGUAUUACUGGAGUUCCGGGCUGGCUAUUGUCAGUUCUUUGCAACUUGUGUUACACAGAAUGACCGUCAUUGGCUGAGAGUGGUCAUCUGACACAUUGGUAAAUAACUGUGUGAAAAUGGGGUGGGACAUGACUUAUGCUGCACUGUGCUGCAAAACAUUUUUUUUCCAGAGCUUAAUAGAAUGGUGCAGUGACAAAACCACAGCAUGUCUGAGGCCAAAUCAAAUUAGGUUGAGUUAUGCUGGUGAUUAUAGCGUUCAUUUAACAUUUGUAUGCAUCAGUUUCACUCUUGCUCCUUUUGCAUAAUUUCAAAAUGAAUGGUUAACAUGUACUUGGCAUACUGAUAUUUACUAAACCUGUGAAUGCUCUGUAUUAAAAGUAUAAUGUUAAAAGAAAGUGUAUAAUGUGGUAUAUUGUUUUUAAUAUUGCAACGGAGAAAACUUAUACAGGUUGAAAUAGGGGUCAGGGAAUGACUUUUUUUAUUUUUGUAUUGAUAAAAUAAAAAUGUGUACAUGUUAGAAUGCUUACUUGCACUUUGUAGCACAAUCCAUGUUUCAUGGCAAAUUCUUUUCACAUUAUAUAGAUUUCCAUUUUCAUAAAGAUAAAAAAAUAAAUAAAAAAAUUAGCAAUUGUAAACUAACUCUGUUAUCCAGAGAUUUUCAUUCAGAUGCUUGUACGACUAUAUGAUUGAAUUAUCUGCCUCUGCAAAAUGACAGUUGCCAUUUUGUCUGCUCUUCUGGCAUACUAGUAACUGUGCCUUUGGUUCAUCUACACAGAACCAGAUUCAGCACCUCAAGCAAGUACAGCAGCCAAGCGUUGCCCAGCUGAGAACGACUAUGGUUGACCCAGCUAUCAACUUGUUUUUCCUCAAAAUGAAAAGCGAACUGGAACAGACUAAAGACAAACUGGAACAAGCCCAAAAUGAACUGAGUGCCUGGAAAUUUACGCCUGAUAGGUAAACAAACCAAAUACUCCCCAGUCAAGACUUCCCUGACACUCCCACUGCGAGAAUGCUAUGGUGGGAUGGCCAAGUACUCGUUUUGCACACCAAGACUCAGACUCUUGUGAGCCAAAAAAGCCACAUUCUUACUGUCCAGCUUAUAAUGCUUAAUGUAAAUCUUAUCAGAUGAACCUUGUAUUUCAGCUUUUUAUUUUCCUCCCCUCAUUUGCUUCAAAGGCCUGAGAGCGUCGGACUAUUCCGAAGAAGUGUCCACAUCCGGCAGUGUCCCAUUUCUAGAACACCUAGACACUUGCAAAAAUGGUUCUGGUUGAAGAAAAUACAGGGAGAAAAAGAAGUCUUAAGUCUGGCACAAUGUGUCGGCACCCAUUUAUGGAGGAGAGAACCUAGUGAUUUUUAUUUUUCUUUUGCUUAAAAACAAAAAUCAUGAAUUGAUCAUGUAAUAUUCCCAUAAAAAAUGUAAAGUGGAAUGUUCCUUGCUCUUAAUAUUGAGCCUAGUGACUUAUAGAAACUUAGUCCGUGUUUCCAAUUAAGACUCUGGACUUCAUGAUUGUUUACUGAACUGCUGGGCCCAAACUCGAGCAAAGGUGAUUUUUACUUAAAAAUGAUUACUGUCCAAUAGUCAUGGGCAUGAAACAGUGAGCUAUCACACCAGAGUAGUAGUGCAUGCUUCUGAACAGCCAGCUAGUAUUAUAUUUCUAUUUUAUACUAUACUGCUGGUACUUAGUGUGGUUGAAGCAUACUUCUCUGAUGUUUGAUAACACAAUGGACCUCCAUCAAAAAUUAUGUGUAAAUACACUGAAGGUGUGACACUCGUAUCUUUCGACACUAAGAGGUUUUGCAACUAGUCUGUUAUUCCAAGGCUAGCUUUUAAUAACUAAGUUAAAACAUUUUCCAAGUGAAUGGUCCAGUUUUUAUAUCAGGACGUAGGAGAUAUGGUAUCAACUGCCUAGAUCUUUUAUUUAAGUGGGUUUUUUUAAUGUUCGUUUUAUGUGAUUAAUAUGUUUUGUCACAGCACAACUAUAUCGAAAAGGCAUUUGGUAAAACUGCAGCAUCAAUCUGUAUUUGUUGAAGCGAUGGAAAGGAGAACGUUAUUCAUUUUUAAUUUUUAUUUAUUUCCACAAUUUGUAAGGAAAAGCCAGAGUGUGCAGACCCAUUUUUACAAUUAUCAAGUUUCUUCUGAGAAGAUUAGGGGUGUCUAAUAGAACGAAAUAUUCAUCACUUUUAUUUUAUUUGGAUUUUGGGCAUGGUAUUCAUUCUAGUGCUUAAUAGUUUGUAUAUGUCAACUUUAUUUCAUUAAUAGUGUUCAUUUGUCAUGAAAUUUGUAAAAUGUGUAUAUAUGUUUAUAUACAUAACACUAGAACUCUAAACUGACACAUGAUCACUUCAUAUUGAACCUUUUUAUCUCUGCAUUGUCAUGUCCAACAUCUGGUGUACCAGCACCCCAGACCUUUGCUAAACUAUUUCUAAUGUGGAAGGUCAAUUUCUGCAUUGACAGUAUCAAUUCCUUCCAUGUUCUCAAGCCUGACUAAGCAACUAACCCGAUACACCCACCCAGCCAUCGAAUGCUUUGAAAAUAGGGUUGUUCUUGGUAAUGUUGAAGUUGAACAUCCACAUUGGCAAUAGCUGAGCAAAGGUCUGGACCUUGGCCCACACGUUUGGCCAUUCAGCUCAAAAUGUUUGACCAAGAACCAGGUGCCCACAGCGUAAUGCCACUAUAACAACUAAAUUUGCAUGUAGUGGUUAUGGUGCUUGGACAACCCCAUAAUUUACAGUGAGUACGUGUCUGUUUUUGCUGCCUCCUCAUGCUAAUUGCGGUGCAUUGCAUUCAGGUAUUAUGAUGCUGCAAGCAUCUUUUAGGGAUUGGUUAGUCUGACUGCUUUUAUCACCUUGAUGACAACAGGUGCAAUCGUCUGGUAAGUAUAUCAGAUUGUAUGUCUGGUUGUUUAAUUACUGCAAUGUACCAAGUUUAAAUUUGUGUUUUAUCUAAAACAAAUCUUGUUAUACAUACGUUUCAUGGAUGGACAGGCCUACAAUUGCAUACAUUAUAUUUACUGAGAAGAAUUUGGCACUGUACCAAUAAUGACUACAAAAGCCUAUAACUUGAUUAAUGGGUAUAAUAUAUAGUUUGUCAACUGAUCCUUCAAGGUUUUGUUUUACUUAAGUCAGUAGGGGAAAAUCCAGUAACCUCUCUGGAUAUUUGAUCAUGUGUUGGUUCGAUGGUUCAGUGCAUUUCCUUGAAAGAAAUAUUCCUGUAGUUAUGUUUACAUUUUAUUUAUUUUACUAUAGUAAGGUAUGUUGCAGUUUAUCAGAUUUUAUAAUUUUUUCCUAGUUUUUGAGUUUUACACAAGUCUGAAACCAGUUGACAAUGGCUCAACAAGACAGUCUUUUAUUCAGUUAGUUAAAUUAGCUUAGGAGAAAAAUAGUCUAACUUUAAAAUGUACUGGUUAAUCUUGGUCAAAAUGAUUUGAAUAUAAAGAAAGAAAACUUGGUGUUGAAAUCAAUACAGUUGAAUUAAGCUGUUUAAUAUUUAGCACCACAUGCAAAACAGUAGCUACUUAUACAUUUUUACAUAUAUUCUGAUCAUAAAUUUGUGGCUGAAAAUGAGAGGCUUGCUUUGUUUUCAGUUUAUGAAUGCAUGCCUGGACUAUAUGUAAGUUUCUAAACUUUUCAUUUUAAAAUGACCUAUAUAAAUGUUAUCUAUAGACCCACAAUACAUUUUUUGCUAUGUCAUUUCGUGACCACUUUAUGCAGCAUACGGCACCAUAACAACGUCAUCUAGAUGAAGUUAUUAUGGUGCCAGGAGACACCUGGAUGCAAUCUUACCUUCAGGGGUAAAAAAUGUUUAACCCCAAAGUUUCCUCUAGCACCAAUCCUCAAAACCCUCCCUCCCUGGUGUCAUACAGCUUCUGAGAUUUCCAUCUUAGGAAGUGCAGAGUGCCACCGGUCAGGUGCGCCUCUGGUUUGGCUGAAAGCGGCAGCUGACUUUGGAGUUUGGUUUAACUCCUGAUGGUACGAGUUUGCCCAGGGGCCUCCUGGCACAAUAACUUCAUUUAGAUUUAGUUGUUUUGGUGCCUUGUGCUCCUUUUAAAGGCUUCCCGUUGACUGCACCAGGAUUAAUAAUUUGAAAACCGCUUAAUAGUUACAGGGGUGUUGGAAUAUAGUUUGAGUAAUUUAAGUAGGUUCCGUGUUUUAAUUUAUUAUAGAUUGAGUGUAUACUUUCAUCUCCGUUUUGAUGGCCUACUAAACAUACAAUUUUUUCUUUACAAACCAAUCUAAUCCGUUCAUGCGUCUGGGUCUACCCUUAAAUAUGUAGUUUUUCAGCAAACAUUUGUGAAGUGAUAAAUGCUGUGAACUUAACAGGUCUCAAUAUGGUUUGAAUAUCUAUUAGGAUGUAAACUGGUUAACUUGCUCAUUUUAGAUUACUUUUUCUAUUUGUGAAAUUGCAUAUGAUCUAUAUAAAAGCAAAUGGUUAUUACUUGAAAUGUUGAUAUUUUAAACUAUUUUCCCUCCCUAUUUUAUAGGGAAAUUACCACCAUGUAACUGUUAAAUGCAACAGAAGAUAUUUUCAAUUAGUGCCAUGGAUUGAGAAGGGUGCGGAGAAAGCUAUAAAAGCAUUUUAAAUGUUUUGUGCAUUUGCAGUUACUGUAGUAUACAUUCUAAAAGGUAACAAAAUCUUUCCAGUGCUAUUUGUAGGACUUGCAAAAUGCACACAUUUUAAUUCAAGAUAAAUCUGUUCAUGUCCAGGAAUUUUUCUAAGUACCAUUUAAUUUUGAACAUCUUUUUUUUAUUCAUGCUAAAACUAGUGUUUAAGUUAUUACAAGCUAGCAUUUUUUGUAAAUGUUAUGUGGUGUCAAUAGUGCAUUUUAUCUGGAAAACUUACAAUUUCAAUAAUUUUCACAUGUAUUUUGGAGAAAUUCUCAGGGUGGCCAAACACUUGUCAAAGUAGAUAAAAAGCAAUAGAUCAGAGCUCAAAAGUUAGGGUAUAGAAGAUUUUAAUUGGAAACAGAAUACAGAUAACAUUGCGUGGUCAAAUGUCAUCUAUAUUCUGCUUUUAUUUAAUAUGUGCUAUAUCCUAAUUGUUGUGCUCAUAACCGUUAUGAUCUGUGUAUUUUGGAGAACACAUAUAAAAUAGUGUUAAAUAUGUGAUAAUAUAUUAUCCAUGUGUUUUGAAAGAACUUGCAAAUGCAUUUUUCUUGACAUUAUAGUGAGUUGAGUGUUUUGGGGUUAUUAGAUGGCAGUGGGGUGCAGUAAGAGGAAGCUGCUCAACCCAAUAAUUGUUUGUAAUGUUUAAUGGUUAAAGUGCUUUUGGUGUGCCGUAGGUUGUAAGUGGUGGAAACCCACUGUGUUGCCUCCUAAGUGUCCCUCUUUAGUAUCUUUCUUCUACAUGGGUGUGUUUUAUUAGAGCUAUGAAUAUAUAGUGUUUACUUAUGACAGAGCUACACUGUUCUAGAACUCCCAGUAUUAUCACUAAACUACAGUAUACAUGUCUAUAAAUUAUCAUAUUCCUGCAUAUCUGGCCAUGACCCUUAAAACAGAUGGGUCUCUGUGUAUUUGCCCACUCUGGAUGCAAACCUUUCAUCAUUUCAAUCUGCUUGGAGCUUUUACAUUAGAGUUUAUGAACUAGGCUUGAAAAAUUACUGGUACAGCUGCUUUUAUGAAAUGUCCUGUUUAGUGUAACAGGCUUUAUAGUGGCUUAUUUAAUUAUUUUUUUUAAGGGCCUAAUACAAUGUCACAUCCUAUUUGUAAGAGUAGGCAUGAGUAGUUGUAUACUACAGUUGUAAAUUAUCACCGUGCGUAUGCUUGCCUAUGUGCCUCUGAAUUCCAUUUUUAAAUUGUACCUGGGCUACUUUUCUGUGAUGAAAGAGCAUUAACAAUCUAUACAUUGCUAAUCAAAUGUAUAGAUUUAAAAAAGAAUAAAUAGUUUCAAGAUCUGGCCACCCACUUGUCUGAUGGUUCUCUGCAAACAACUGUGUGACUGGAAGACCUAGAGAACUCUUCUACGGGUGGUUCUUUGAUCUGCUGCACAGUAACUACAGCGUAUAAGAAGGCACCAACAAGUUAUCUAUACAUUGCACUGUGUGUAAAUACUUUGGGUCAGGAAGCAUUGCUAUUUUUUCCCAUGACCAUACCCCUCAGUUUUAGAAUAUUUUACUUCUUAUAUCGGGUCUGUUAGGCGUUGCUACCCCCCACCAUUACUUCAUUUAGAGAUCUGGAAGCUUCUACUAGGAGCUUCUAUUGGCUCUCUAGAGCUAAGCCCAGCAUCCUGUGAGGUUUAGCUCAGAUAUAGAGCCAGAAGCUCUGAAGUUGUGGCAGAAACUGUUUUUUAAAAUAGUUAAUCACUUACAUUGGGAGGAGGGGGGUACUGACACAAUAAACAUUGUAGCUCUCUGUAGUGGUUAUAGUGCUUGGAGUGUUCCUUUAAUAAAGAUUCUAAUGCAUCUUUGUCAAAAAAGUGUAUGGUGUAAGCUCAAUCAAGAAGAAAAAUGUAAGCUGCUGCUUAUUUGUGUAUGUAUUUGAUUUAUAACUAUACCUCUGGUAUAAUAUAGACUGAAUGUCCUUCAAUCACAAAGGGAAAAUGGCCUUCAGAUAAUUAGUGAUACAUAUUUUAGCAGCUAUGCAACUGAAGUGGUGAAUAUAAAUUACCACCAGUUUAUUGAUAAUGCAGAGAAGUCAAAAUGGGCUAUAUAUAUUAUAGUGCUUUUUUCACUUUUUCAUUUUGGUCUAGGUAUACAAAAUAAGCAACAGAAGGUGACAUAAUUUAAGCAAUUUAUGAUGACUAGUAGCUUCCACCCCCUUUGUGGUCAAAGAUUCUCCAAUAAGACUUAAUUGUGGAGGGUCACAAAUUCCUCUGUAAUGCUACAUGUGCACUUUCCCAUGAAUAUGUUUAUUGCAAACUGAACAUGAAGCACAUUUGAUAUUUGUGCAAGUGCAGAACUGUUGCAUACCCAUUUCCUAUAUUCAGAAUAGUGUGAUCAAGAAAGAAAUUUCAUAUUUUAGGCCAGGGUUCCCCAAACUCCGGCCCUCCAGAUGUUUCUGACCUAAAACUCCCAUGAUUCUCAGUGUAUCUGCUACCAUGCAAUCAAGGAUUGAGGACAAACCAUUUGACAUUCAGGCAAUUCCUCCUACUUGGCCUUUUGGGGAACUUUUAAUCCUAAGAUUAUUGUGACCUUUGAGUUUAUGUAUAAUUUGUAAAUCUACUUGUAAAUGCUGACUUGGAAAAAGUGUCUGCUGUCUUUGUUUCACUCCCUCACAAAUGGAAAAACUGCUUAAAUCUGUAUUUCCAAACCAAUGAAAACAAAGUAAAAUACAAAAGUUCAAAACAAAGUUAAAUUGUUUUGUACACACAAUACUUGAGGGUGUUUCUGGAUUCAUUACAACUACUAAUAAUUUACUGUUCUGUUUCCAGAUUUUCUAUCAAACUAUGCUACUUUAUAGAUUUUAUAUAAUUUGUUCAUUUACUGCAAUUUGUAGUUCUGGUGUUUUGGUUUUGUCCCCUAAAUAGUUUUUUUGAAGUCUAGAAUAUUCUCUAUUGUGGAUUGGUUAUGAAUGAGACCUUAUUUACCGUAGGAAUGUGCAACACAAAAAGUUACAUUGGUGAUGGCUAACUCUUGGCACUCCAGCUGUUGUGAACUCUGCUUCCAAUGAUCAGUUAAAUUAAGUGAAAACUCACUGAAGCAAAGUUUCAGAUAUUGCCUACACAAAAUAAUUCACUGACCUUUGAACAAAUGUGUAUUUUAAUUAGCUGUAAGCAGACAUCCGAUGUCCCAAGUUUUUGAGCAGUUAUUAGGUAAACAGGAUUAUAUACAUUGCAAAUUGGUAGAGGGAGUUUUUCAUAAGCAGCACACCUUGCUGUAUCUCAUAGCUCUAUUAGUUUCGCGUGUUACAGGAAUGUUAUUUAACCCCUUAAGGACACAUGACGUGUGACAUGUCAUGAUUCCAUUUUAUUCCAGAAGUUUGGUUCUUAAGGGGUUAAAGGAGGAAAAUAAUGUAAAAUCCAAAAUUUCCCAUACCAAUAAUGCAAGUGCACAUUUUUGGUAUGUGCUCAAAAAUGUAACCCAUCGAACGAGGAAUGGGGGAGAGAUGGUAAAAUAUAGAAGAAAAAAAAUGCAUAAAUUACAUAUAAAUCUAUAUAUCUGUAUUUGCCGGAUAUAUGGCAUUACAAUACUUUUUGAGAGAUUUUCAAAUGUGAGGUCGGAUAUAUGAACUCAUUCAUUGAUUAUAUAAUGCCAAAUUUGCAUAGAUGUUGGAGCAAAUAUACUAUAUCAAGAUAACAUCUGUUACUGCAUUUAAUAAUUUUAAUGCUUUUGGGGGAGGAGGAUGUCUGCAGAAGAUUGGUUUUUAGUUGUGUAAAGGUGAGGUGUGUUUGUUUAAUGGCGGUCUGUCUUAAUCAUUUAUUUUUAAAUCAAUUAUCAGUCCUAGUCAGUCUUAUGGUUGUACUGCGAAAACUAAUUUUUGGGGAGUGUAGCUAAGCGAGGAAGUGGUUUGAAAAUAUUUGGCUUCAUUUGUGUACCUCAAAUUACCUGCAUCUAUUGUGCUUUUUCCUCGGGCCUGCAUUUAUCACUUGACAAUUGAACUUGCUACUUCACAUUCCAAAGAUGCUGGUGGUAGGACUUUUGUCUCUGCAUGCUGGAUACUCGGAUUGGUUUCCAGCUUAUCUUGUAAUAUGUAUUGAUGUCAGUCCUUCCAGAGUAGAAGAUCAUCAGGCUCUGGAAAAAUAUUUGGUAACUGUAGGCAGUAAAGCUGCUGUGACUGUUUUGAGAAAAGAUGAAUCGUAAGUUAAAUGCUGGAGUCCCUGCCAAGUGCCUCUUAGAAUGGUGCCAAAGAAAAUGCAGGGUUAUCUAUUCUCCAUUUUGUUGACCAGCGGCUCUUUCCUUUACAGCCAAACAGGCAAAAAGUUAAUGGCGAAGUGUCGAAUGCUUAUCCAGGAGAAUCAGGAACUGGGGAGGCAGCUAUCCCAAGGUCGCAUUGCACAGCUUGAGGCAGAGUUGGCCUUACAGAAGAAAUACAGUGAGGAGCUCAAAAGCAGUCAGGAUGGUAAGUACCAUGAUACAUUAUGGGCUGUCUUUUCAUUUAUAUAGAUUUCCCAUGCUUACAUUUUUUUAAAUAAAUGGAACAGAUAAUUUUUCUUUCAUUUCCUUAGUUUUUGGGCAUGCAUUUUUAUUUUUCUCAAAUCUCUUUAGCAUGAAGUUCUCUUGUUUACUUUUGAAAUGGCUAGAGCAGUUUUGUCUUAAUUUUAGCUUAAUACAAUUAUAUUUUUGUUUUACUUGUGUGAUGCAAAGAAUAUCUUAUCAUUUACUAAGGUGUAAUUAGAUUAUGGAAGGAGGAAACACAGCAGUGCAUUUUGUAAAUAUAUAAGGUUUACAUUUGGCCUUAGAUUGUGUACAACGGGUCUGUUCCUGCAGACUCAUGUGCUACUUAUCAUUCCCUUGUUGGCCUGUUUAUUUCAUAUUCUCCACAAUAAUGUGUAUGCAGAGUUUACUUUGUACCGUAUUCUUUUUGGCUAUUUUCUGUUUUCUCCAGUCACCAUUCAUGCUGUUGCUAUAUUAUGAUACAAGGAACUUUCCAAUCACAGCCUACCUUUAUUCUGUUUAUUAGUGACCAAGCUGAGUAUUAAAAACAUUGCAGCUCCACUUAUACAAGAUCUUGUCCAUAAGGCUGUACAACGUAUGAGAGCACUAGACAUGAGCAACUCCAAGUAAUCUCCAUAUUGGGAAAAAUAAAAAUAAUAAAGCCACUUGACAAGUAAACCUAUUCAGAAUCCUGUUUUGACUGUUCUGGUUAGGGAUUGCCUUAUAUUGAUUUUUAGAGUCAAUACCGAUAAUCUGUAAACUUUUAGGCCGAUAGCCGAUAACUUACCGGUAUUCUGUACAUUUACUGUUUUGAAAAAGAAACCAUUUCUACAUUAAUCUGUUUACUGAACGUGUAUUUUUACUUUUUUUUUUUUUUAGCAAAUAUUUUUUUUUAUUAAGUAGUAAAUGCACAAAAUAUACAUGACAUUUAGAUUUUUUUUGUUUUCAAUAAUAUUUAGUGUUCCUUUACCCUCACCUCCCCCCCAUCCCUGUCCCUUAGUGUACCUACCUCUCCACUCCUCUUAGUGGUCCUCUCCCCUUCCCUCUCUCCCUCCUUGUCCUUUAGUGUGUCUCCCUCCUUAGUGGUCCUCAAUGUCGGUAUCCAUGGUGACCGAUAUUUGCCAAAAUCUUGAAUAUCGGCCGAUAAUAUCAGCCAGACAGAUCAGUCUGUCCUUAGCUCUGGUACACUGUAAAAUGCAGUUUCGAUCUUUUAUGAUGUCACCAAAAAUGUAUUUGCAUAAAUCAGUUUAAACGUGUAUUCUCAACAUAUUAGUGGACAUUUAUUUUUUCCUUUUACUUUUCAAAAAUCAGUGUUUUACUAUAAUUUUUGUAAAAGAAAAGGGGAAAUGUUUGCUGCACUUUCCCAGGAUUUAUAUCUUUCUGCAGUGAGCUCUGUAGAGCCAAUGGUGAUACUGAGAAUGUUCAAUAAACCCUUGAUAAAUACUAGGUAGCCGUUCCAAGUUGAGAAAAUGUAGUUCUAGCUGCAUUACCAUAGCUCCAUUCAUAAUUUUCAUUAAUAGCUUCAGCAAAGGCUCCUUCACAGAAAGCUAUGAAAGAACCACUGUAUGGUGGGGAUUUGUAUAUAACACCCGCACCCUGCAGACAUGUACCAUGCACAUACUAGUGCAAAAAAUAUUGAAAUAUUGUUUUGUCCUGUGAUAAGUUAAAGUGCAUUUUUCUUUCCUUCCCUCUCUCUCUCACUCCCCCUCUCUCCCACUUUCCCCCAGACAAAUUUGCUUGUUUUGUUUGUGUUUCUUAUUUAAACAAAGCAUUAUUUUCAACGACAAAAUUAAAAUUCAUAAAGGAGCACUAUAGUCACCAGAACCACUACAACUUAAUGUAGUGGUUCUGGUGUCUACUGUCCCAGCAAGCUUUUCAAUGUAAACACUCCCCUUUCAGAGAACCUGCAGAGUUUACCGUGUUGCCUAGUAACACCUCUAGUGACAGUCACUCAGGUGGCUAUUAGAGUUGCUUUUUAGUGCAGCACCUAUGUUCAUUGUCUCCACGUUCUGCAUGGAGCCGCUCAAUGUUCCCUAUAGAGAUGCAUUGUUUUAAUACAUAUCUGAGGAGAUGCUGAUUGAUGCAGAACAACAUUUUGUUGCACAUGUGUAAAGGCCUCCCAAUGCUUUUCUGUGGGAAAUCAUUGGCAUGGCUGAGAUCAAGUUUGAUGAUCUCAGCCAUGGAGGUAGAACCAGACAUGUCUACAUACCUAUCCCUUGUGAUCAGAGGGAAGCUGGUCACCUAAACAGAGAAACACACAGACACACACACACACAGGCAAACAUACAGAUAAUAGUACAUAUUUUGUCUCUGUGGCAGCUGAAGAUCUUAAAGUUCUUCUUGCUCUGCACUCUUGCGCACCGGUUUCUGAUACCAGGGCUGGAGUGACGUCGUAUCCCGCCGUCCCAGCAGGGUGCAUGAGGGAGCAGAGCAAGAAGAACUGGAAGAUCUCCGCUCUCAGAGGCCCCCUCCACUGUUCCUCAGCUGGCCGGUUCUAUUCUCCCUCACUGAUGAACGGGCUGACAAAUCCUAGGCUCCUUGACAAAAUUCCUGUUCGACAUAGCAAACUGGUACCUGGGAUUUGUCGAGCCCUGUUCUUUCUAGACUUUGAGUUAGUGGUGAAAUGCACUGCAUGUUGUCUGUAUUCUAGGUCCCCAAAAGUAUGGGGUAUUGGGGUGGGAUCUUUUGGAUAUGUGACUCUUAUGUCCUAGUUUGUCUAAUUCUCUUACUUCCCUAGUUCUAUAUAACCGUAUGAAUGCAACCAUCAUUGGUGAAAAUGUUUUCAAAGGAAAACCAAAAUAUUGAUUCAAAAUUAAGUGUCCCUAUUUUGUUACGUGUGCAUAGUGUCACUUUAGGAGCACUUAACUUUUUCCUUAUUAAAGGGAACUCAUUUUCUCUUAUGCACUUAGUGAUCUUAAUGGUUUGUCUUUUUUUUUUCUCUCUCUCAUUCAGAACUAAAUGACUUUAUUAUUCAGCUUGAUGAGGAAGUGGAAGGUAUGCAGAGCACUAUUUUAGUACUGCAACAGCAGCUGAAGGAGUGCCGGCAGCAGUUAUCACAGUUUCAGCAGCAGCAGUCCCAAAGCACAGGUAAUAGGCCUUCAUCAGAGCCCAAGGAAGAGGGAGAGACUCCUGGCAAAGAUUGCAACCGCUUGCCAAAUGGACCAAGUAAUGGUGGGUCUUCCCAUCAAAGAACUCACACCUCUGGAGGGAUUUAUAGGGAGGGCAGCUGCACCGAAGAAGACUUUACCACAUCUCCUGUGAAUGAGGGCAAGCUCUCAAAUCAUUCAGAUGAGAGAACUGGUAGGAGCGGGAGCAGCUACCUGAAUCAGCUUAGUAUUGGGUAUGAAAGUGUAGACUCUCCCACUGGCAGUGAGAACUCUCUCACUCACAAUUCAAAUGAUACAGACUCGAACCAUGACUCUCAGGAAGAGAAACCAGUCAGUGGAAAAGGAAAAAGAACUGUGAGCUCACGUCACAUUCAAAAUGGUUUGGACUCCAGUGUAAAUGUACAGGGUUCUGUUUUGUAAAAAAAAUAAUCCCUUAAUUUUGAAGAAUUUUUCUUUACGUUUUUUUUAUACACCGUUUAAUUUCAGAGCAUACUGUCCAGAAAUAGUGCAUAUUUUGUCACAAAUUUCGCCUUUCUGAGGGUUUUUGUUCUUGUCGCUUAAUGUAAUACCUCUGCCAAUUUGGACAUUUUAAAAGUUAAUUUGAAAUUUAAAUUGACGUUUGUUUAGACUUCAGUUAUUUUUAUGUAAGUUAAUGAAAGACAAAACUUCUAAAACUCUUAAUAUUAAUGAUGUCUGUACAACUGUUAAUAUAUAAAACUUUUUGCUGUGUAAGGGCAUUCUUACCCUCUUUUUCAUCAUCCUUUGACCUAAUCAACAACGUGUCAUGGUAUUGUGAAGGUUUGGCUGCCAAAGUUUACCCAGUAAUGUAGUUUUAUCACAAAAUGUUGGACUUUUAGAAAAGUCCCUUGGUAGUUUCAGUGUUAAUUGCAGUUUCCCCCUCUUGGACAACACAUCUGUACAUACUUCUUAUUUUUUCUUCAAUAGAUGGCUGAAUGUUUGAGACUUGUGCAAAUAGUUACUCAGUUUUGAAAACUGCUGUAUCUUGUUUAAUGCAUAUGACUCUGUGACUCCAAUAUUACCUUGCCUGUACUGACCAAACAAAAUAAAGAUUUUUAAUAAUGUCACUUCAAAACACUUUGUUCAUUUUAUGCCUCUUUAGUUUGAGGAAUAAACAUGUUAAGG
Messenger RNA from Pelobates cultripes (western spadefoot toad), 35180 nucleotides. The record is from the annotation of a GenBank genome assembly. NCBI's taxonomy places the organism in Eukaryota, Metazoa, Chordata, Amphibia, Anura, Pelobatidae.